Oryzias latipes (Japanese medaka) is the source of this 3130-nucleotide messenger RNA. RefSeq names its product potassium channel, subfamily K, member 2b (gene kcnk2b). Lineage: Eukaryota; Metazoa; Chordata; Actinopteri; Beloniformes; Adrianichthyidae. Gene Ontology annotation, cellular component: plasma membrane. Gene Ontology annotation, molecular function: potassium ion leak channel activity; outward rectifier potassium channel activity. The record is from RefSeq and is a predicted model, not a curated record. Gene Ontology annotation, biological process: stabilization of membrane potential; potassium ion transmembrane transport.
UAGCUCCGCCACUGGGAUUUCCCCUUUGCCUCUGAAUCGAAAGCCAACUUCAGCGCCUUUGAGGCAGCUCUGGACGCACGAGGAGGAGCAGCAUCUCUCUCUCCGUGCUGCAGCGCAUCCCUCCUCCUCGUCUUACUCUGGUGAAGGACCUCUGCUGCUCCACACGUAACACGCCGCGCGGCGUGACGCUUGGAUGGACUCCGCCGAUGCGCUUUGCUCCUCCUGUCCCCCGUUUGCUCCCUUUGAGCGCGCCUGGUUUCUCCUUUGUCGGAUCGUGACGCGCUGCGUGGAUUGUCUCUGAGGACCUUGAAGGGGGGGCGAGGGGGGCGGGGGGUUCUCUCGAGCCAUGUGGACCCCAAACUCGUCCUUCGGUGGAGACACACUCAGGAGGCGCAGAUCGACCCCGAUAGACUAGAGCCUCCAUCUGCUUUCUUUCUUCUCUAGAAAGAGCCUGAAAGGACGCAGCGACAGACGAGAUGGUUCAGAAGAAUGGCUGCACCUGACCUUCUUGACCCAAAGACUGCAGCCCACAACUCCAAGCCCCGCCUGUCCUUCUCAGCAAAGCCCGUGGUUCUGAACACACCAGAGGAUGAGUGCGACACCCGGACCACAGUCAUGAGGUGGAAAACUGUGUCUGCCAUCUUCUUCCUGGUGGUGCUGUACCUCAUCAUCGGGGCGACGGUGUUCAGAGCGCUGGAGCAACCCCAGGAAAACUUUCAGAAACUCGCCAUUCUUGAGGAAAAACUGAAGUUCCUGGACUUGCAUUCCUGCGUAAAUGCUUCAGAGCUGGAGGAUCUGGUGAAGCAAGUGGUUUCAGCGGUGCGAGCAGGAGUGACUCCAACGGGAAAUCUGUCACUCCAGACCAGUCUGUGGGACCUCAGUUCCUCUUUCUUCUUUGCUGGGACUGUUAUCACUACAAUUGGAUUUGGGAACAUCUCUCCUCACACAGAAGGAGGACGGAUCUUCUGUAUCAUUUACGCCCUACUUGGAAUACCUCUUUUUGGGUUCCUGCUAGCUGGAGUUGGAGACCAGUUGGGCACCAUUUUUGGGAAGGGCAUCGCCAAAGUGGAGAAGAUGAUUGUGGUGAGACACGUCUUUUACAAGUGGAAAGUCAGCCAGACGAAAAUCCGAGUCAUCUCCACGCUGCUCUUCAUCCUGUUCGGGUGCCUCAUUUUCGUGGCCCUGCCUGCUGUCAUCUUCAAGCACAUCGAAGGCUGGAGCACCCUCGAAUCCAUCUACUUUGUCGUCAUCACGCUCACCACCAUCGGUUUUGGAGACUUUGUCGCAGGAGAAAAAGGUCACCUGACUGAGGGUGGGUCAGAGAGCCUAGAAUACCUCAACUACUACAAACCUGUGGUGUGGUUCUGGAUCCUGGUCGGUUUGGCAUACUUUGCUGCUGUGCUCAGUAUGAUUGGAGACUGGUUUAGGGUCAUCUCAAAGAAAACUAAAGAGGAGGUUGGAGAGUUUCGUGCACACGCUGCCGAGUGGACAGCCAAUGUAUCCGCUGAGUUCAAAGAGACCCGCAGGCGGCUCAGCGUCGACAUUUAUGACAGGUUUCAGCGAGCGGCAUCCAUCAAGCGCAAGCUGUCAUCCGAGCUGGGAAUGAACACGUCCCUCAACCCUGAAAUCACUCCUGGCAAGAGAACGUUGUCAGCCAACCUUUGUGAGGACAGAGAUGCCUACCCUAACCUGACUCUCUCGCUCAGUCCCGUUCCCGGCGCCCUGACCCGGAACGGCAGCCUGUUCUUGAACGGGCUCAGCCCAGACUACGCCGACCGGCAGGAAGUUGCCAUUGUUGAAAACCUCAAAUGAGAAGCAGAAAGUUUUUUUUUAUUCUAACAGAACUGAUUGGUAUUGGAAACACAAACAUGCGCCUGUGCUAAUCGAUUGAGCGUCACCCACGCCGUGCCCGUCUGCGCUCAUUACGGAGAUUGUUUUUCUCAAGCACAGAUCAAUCCUCAAGCUGUGCGCAACCGUGCGCCGGUCUGUCCCACACAGUCACAAAGAAAGGACUAUAUACAUAAAUUAAAAAAGAAAUAUUUCUGUUUCCCUGCCAGUCUGAUUGGCAGCCUUGUCACUGAGCCAAGCUGAAGAAUGUUUUUCCCUGGCUGGAACAAAAGAUUGUAUCUGAGGCGGGAAGGAAACAAAGGCCCGCAUCCUUUCCGCAUGAAAAACACGUGUGCAUUCGGAUAUAGGAAGCAAUAGAUGCGUCUUUGUUAACAGCUGUUUGGGUUUCUACUAAGAGAAUCCUCUACAGACUGGGAGUCUUGUGCCGGAGGAAAAGUCUUUUUUUUGUCCUGUUUUCUUCUGUCAUUUUCUUACAUUGUAUGGAUCCGUAUGCCUUGCAUUCACCGGUCUGUCGUCCCUCACUGAAGCAAUGAAUGUUUUUAGAUUUCAUCUCAAGUAAUAAUCCACCAGUGCCUUAUUGAAAAUCCCAGUGAACACUGAACAGCAACGACUUCUAAACAGCUGAGAAGCUUUUUCUGAAGCUCAGUUGUGAUAAUGUUUUUAGCAUGUUAUUUAACGCUCCCAAGCCCUCCUCCGUUUUAAGAAGAGUAUUUAGUAUGCAUGAGACACGAGUGGACAAACUGAGAUGAGUGCUGCACCGCUCCACCCUACUCCACCUUCAACCAAAGGAAAGAUCCCGAUCUUCAGUCUGAUUGGAGCAUGCUGAGUGAUUUAUUUUUAAAUCUCCUGCACUUUUUCCCAUGAAACUGGAACACAGAACAUUAUUUUCUGCAUAUGAAUGUUAAGGUCUUUCAUAUUUUGCCAGUACUGAAUGUACACCACCAGAAACCUUUUCACUCUUUGUGUUCAACUGCCAACACUCAACUCUGUAGAGGUGACUGAAGCACAUAGGAAUAGAUGCAUUACUCUAAACAAAGCCCCUCUGUGGCUAAAUGUGAUUGAAAUAAAUUAAUUAGGAGGAUUGCUUCUUACACAAAGUAAAAAUCUGCUUGUUGUUUAUGGUGCAUGCUUAGGGCCUUAAACACUCCUGUUGCUUUUAUUAUAUUCAGCAUCUGUUAUGUAAAAGGUUUCUUUCAGUGUCAGAUCCUGUUGCAGCAGGAAAUAAAAACAAGUUCCAGAGUAAAAUCAUGUUUAAGUUAUAAAUAAAACUUCUCAAAAUUCA